Molecule: messenger RNA, 2328 nt
Organism: Nannospalax galili (Upper Galilee mountains blind mole rat)
Lineage: Eukaryota; Metazoa; Chordata; Mammalia; Rodentia; Spalacidae
Gene: Tap1
Product: transporter 1, ATP binding cassette subfamily B member
Exons: 9
Coding region: 204-2018 (604 amino acids)
Biological process (GO): transmembrane transport
Cellular component (GO): membrane
Molecular function (GO): ATP binding; ABC-type oligopeptide transporter activity; ATP hydrolysis activity
Source: RefSeq, a predicted model, not a curated record
CGCCUGUUCUUCCUACUAGCGCCACCAGCCUCAGCCGGUUCCUGGGACUUUCCAAGCGUGCCUCCCAGGCCCCGCCCUUCUACCCUCCCCGAGCCGCUGGUCCCCCUGCGCGCUGGGGAGCGUGGACCCGGGCAGCAUCCUGGACAGACUCCUGUCCAGCAGGGACGGCGAGCGCCCCAGACCUGGACAGUGCCCGCGCCCCCAUGGCUCUCCACGCGUGGCUGGGGACCGCGCUGCUGCUGCUUGCAGACUGGGUGCUGCUGCGGCCCGCGCUCCCUGGAAUAGUCUCCGUGCUGGUUCCGAAGGAGUGGCCGCUGUUCUGGAUCUGGGCGGUGGGCCUGAGCCGCUGGGCCGUGCUGGGACUGGGGGUGCACGGGGUCCUGAAGGCAAGUGGGCCCCACGAGGGAGAAACCGCAGGAACCCAUGGAUGGCUGGGUGCUUUGCAGCCGCUGGCGGCAGUGCUGGGCUUGGUCCUGCCGGUGCUUGCCUUGAUCCGAGAGCUGGCCUCCUGGGUAGCCCUCCUUGAUCAUGACAGCACCAGACUUCUGCACUGGGGCAGUCGCCCGGAAGCCUUCGUCCUCGGCUAUGUGGCCGCACUGUCUGCAGCCGCCCUAUGGCACAAGUUGGGGGGCCUCUUGGUGGCCAGCAGCCAAGGGGCCGCUGGGGACUUGGUGCGUCGGCUACUAAGUUUCCUGGGCUCCGAGAUGUGCUGCCUUCCGCUGGUUCUGGUUCUGCUGAUCCUCUCCUGUGUUGGGGAGAUGGCCAUUCCCUUCUUUACAGGCCGCCUCGCUGACUGGAUUCUACCAGAUAAGACAGCCCCUGCCUUCACCAGGAACAUAACUCUGAUGUCUGUGCUCACCAUAGCCAGUGCAGUGUUGGAGUUCACCGGCGAUGGGAUUUAUAACUACACUAUGGGCUACUUGCACAGUCGUUUGCAUGGAGAGGUGUUUCACGCUGUCCUGCGUCAGGAGACAGAGUUUUUCCUGCAGAACCAAACAGGUUCUGUCACAUCUCGGGUAACCGAGGACACAUCCAAGGUGUGCGAGUCUAUCAGUGACAAGCUGAAUCUUCUGAUGUGGUACCUGGUGCGAGGCCUGUGUCUCCUGGGGGUCAUGUUCUGGGGGUCACCAUCCCUCACCAUGGUCACCUUGGCUGCCCUGCCUCUGCUUUUCCUUCUGCCUAAGAAGCUGGGGGAAAAGACCCAGUUACUGGCAGUACAGAUUCAGGACUCUCUGGCAGAGUCCACCCAGGUGGCCGUUGAGGCCCUGUCAGCUAUGCCCACAGUCCGGAGCUUUGCCAAUGAGGAGGGAGAGGCCCAGAAGUUUCGCCAGAAACUGGAGGAGAUGAAGACCCUAAACAAGAAGGAGGCCUUGGCCUAUGUAGCCAACCUCUGGACCAUCAGUGUGAGUUUCCAAGAUGUCUCCUUUGCUUACCCAAACAAUCCAGAUGUUUUGGUCCUACAGGGUCUGACAUUCACUUUACGUCCUGGAGAGGUGACGGCGCUGGUGGGGCCCAAUGGGUCGGGGAAGAGCACCGUGGCUGCCCUGCUGCAGAAUCUGUACCAGCCCACCGGGGGCCAGCUGCUGCUGGAUGGCCAUCCCAUCUCGGAAUAUGAGCAUCGCUACCUGCACCGUCAGGUGGCCGCAGUGGGGCAGGAGCCACAGCUGUUUGGAAGAAGUUUUCGAGAAAAUAUUGCCUAUGGCCUGAUCUGGACUCCAACCAUGGAGGAAAUCACCACUGUGGCCAUGAUGUCCGGAGCCCAUAAUUUUAUCUCUGGACUCCCCCAGGGCUACGAUACAGGUCUCGCCAGCGUCCAGCAGCUCCUGUAUGAGAGCCCAGAGCGGGCCUCCCGGACGGUGCUUCUUAUCACCCAGCAGCUCAGCCUGGUGGAGCAGGCCCACCACAUCCUCUUUCUGAAGGGAGGCACCAUCUGUGAGCAGGGCACCCACGAGCAACUCAUGGAGAAGAGGGGGCACUAUCGGGCUAUGGUGGAGGCUCCUGCAGGAGCUCCCAAGUGACAGGCCUCUGGAUACCCACCACCCUUCUCUCCACUGUUUUCUGCUGGUAGAGACUUGGGAGCAAAGCUGUGACCACACCGGUAGAGUGUGUAGCUACUGAGGGGAGGUGGUAAAGGCAAUAUGUAACCCCCUAGGUGGUGCCUGAAAUUUGCCAUGAGUGCUACUUCUUCUUGGCUCCCUCCCAGCUGUGGGACAGGGGCUCAUCCAGGCUGACCUUGAGCUUGGAUGACCUUGAACUCCUGAUCCUCAUUCCUCUACCUCCUGUGUUCUUCUGUCCUGAACCCACAUGCCCCGUCUAUUCCAUGCUGUG